Condylura cristata (star-nosed mole) is the source of this 5141-nucleotide messenger RNA. RefSeq names its product GDNF family receptor alpha 1 (gene GFRA1). NCBI's taxonomy places the organism in Eukaryota, Metazoa, Chordata, Mammalia, Eulipotyphla, Talpidae. The coding region runs from base 725 to 2128 and encodes 467 amino acids. The record is from RefSeq and is a predicted model, not a curated record. Gene Ontology annotation, molecular function: signaling receptor activity. Gene Ontology annotation, cellular component: external side of plasma membrane; signaling receptor complex. The transcript is spliced from 11 exons. Gene Ontology annotation, biological process: nervous system development.
GGGCAAAACUUUGUGUUGGGAAGAAGGCCACGACUGCACUAGAACGAAGAAAGAGCCCUUCUGUAUUGUGUCCUUUUGUGCUCGCGAGUGUGUGUUUCUGUGUGAGAGAGAAUGAGAAAGAGUGGUGGGGGAAAGAGCGAGAGAGCUAGAACGAGCGAGCAACGAGCGAGCGCGCUGGCAGCGCUAGCGGCAGCCGGCUGAAUAGCGCUCGGCGUCCUGUGCGCGCGUGCGGGGUCCGGCCCGAGUCCCACCGCCCGCGAGCGGGUUCCUCUGCGGCGUCGGUGCGGAAGCAUCCGGAGGGACCGGUGGGAACGCGAGCAGGCCCAGGGUCCUGUGGCUAAAUCUGGCCUCGGAGCCCGCUGUCCUCCGCGCUGCUGCGAUACCCACUAGCAUCCUUGUUCCCGGCAUCCAAGCCGGGGACUCUGCUGGGAAAUCGUCCGGGCCCAACUCGGUCCUCCCCGCUCUCCAAGGUUGGGUCGGACCUGAACCCCUCAAAGCGGAACCUCCUCCCGCCCUCGCGCCGGCCGCCCAUCGGGAGCUGAGUCGCCAGCGGAGGUAGCGGUGGACGGACCCAGGAGUUUCCUUUCUCACUGGAUGGAGCUGAACUUUGGACGACCAGAGCAGCGCGGCUGUCCGGGGAUCGCUGCAUGCUGAGCUCCCUCGGCGAGACCCAGCCGAGGCUCAGGAUUUUUUGGGGGGGCGGGACCAACCGCGCGCCGGCACCAUGUUCCUGGCAACCCUGUACUUCGCCUUGCCGCUCCUGGACGCGCUCCUGGCCGCCGAGGUGAUCGGCGGGGACCGCCUGGACUGUGUGAAAGCCAGCGACCAGUGCCAGAAGGAGCAGAGCUGCAGCACCAAGUACCGCACGCUGAGGCAGUGUGUGGCGGGCAAGGAGACCAACUUCAGCCUGACAUCCGGCCUGGAGGCCAAGGACGAGUGCCGCAGCGCCAUGGAGGCCCUCAAGCAGAAGUCGCUCUACAACUGCCGCUGCAAGAGGGGCAUGAAGAAGGAGAAGAACUGCCUGCGCAUCUACUGGAGCAUGUACCAGAGCCUGCAGGGAAAUGAUCUGCUCGAAGAUUCCCCCUAUGAACCAGUUAACAGCAGAUUAUCUGAUAUAUUUCGGGUGGUCCCCUUCAUACCAGAUGUCUUCCAGCAAGUGGAGCACAUCCCCAAGGGGAACAACUGUCUCGACGCCGCCAAAGCCUGCAACCUGGACGACACCUGCAAGAAGUACCGGUCGGCCUACAUCACCCCCUGCACCACCAGCAUGUCCAGCGAGGUCUGCAACCGCCGCAAGUGCCACAAGGCGCUGCGCCAGUUCUUUGACAAGGUCCCGGCCAAGCACAGCUACGGGAUGCUCUUCUGCUCCUGCCGCGACAUCGCCUGCACCGAGCGGCGGCGCCAGACCAUCGUGCCCGUGUGCUCCUACGAGGAGCGGGAGAAGCCCAACUGCCUCAACUUGCAGGAUUCCUGCAAGACGAAUUACAUCUGCAGGUCUCGCCUUGCAGACUUUUUCACAAACUGCCAGCCGGAGUCCAGGUCUGUUAGCAGCUGCCUGAAGGAGAACUAUGCUGAUUGCCUCCUGGCCUACUCAGGGCUAAUCGGUACAGUCAUGACCCCCAACUAUGUGGACUCCAGCAGCCUCAGUGUGGCCCCCUGGUGUGACUGCAGCAACAGUGGCAACGACCUGGAAGAGUGCUCGAAAUUUCUGAAUUUCUUCAAGGACAAUACAUGUCUUAAAAAUGCAAUUCAAGCCUUUGGCAAUGGCUCCGAUGUGACUCUGUGGCAGCCUGCCUUCCCAGUGCAGACCACCACCGCCACCACCACCACAGCCUUCCGGGUCAAGAAUAAGUCCCUGGGGCCACCAGGGUCUGAGAAUGAAAUCCCCACUCAUGUUUUGCCACCUUGUGCCAACUUGCAGGCGCAGAAGCUGAAAUCCAAUGUGUCGGGCACCACGCACCUCUGUCUUUCUGAUCGCGAUUAUGAGAAGGAUGGUCUCGCCGGUGCCUCCAGCCACAUAACCAUACAACCGUCAGCUGCGCCUCCAAGCUGUGGUCUGAACCCACUGCUGGUUCUGGUGGCAACCACCCUGUUCACCUUCUCUUUAUCUUUGGCAGAAACAUCGUAGCCGCACUGAAAAAAUCAUAUGGACCUGUAAAAAGACAAAAACCAAGUUAUCUGUUUCCUGUCCUCUUGUAUAUCUGAAAUUCCAGUUUUAGGAGCUCAGUUGAGACACUGCUAAAACAGUUUCAUCCAACUGGAACAUUUAUUUUUCUUUUUUCCAAGAAAGCUUCUUGUGAUCCUUAGGGCUUCUACAGGAUACUCAGUGCAGUGCUACAUUCCAAACUCAGAAGGCUUUGGGGCAUGCUGGAGCCAACAGGGGCAGCUUUAGGUGUGGCGGUAAGGCAGGGGAGGGCCAUGCUUUUCAUGAAGAUGAUGAUGAUGAUUUUAAUCCUGUAACCCUGACCUUUACUCGUAGAGGGGUUAUUGUUUCUAAAGAAUUUUCUGUAGCUUGUGUCAUAGUUUCAGUGUCUGAUGGUGUAACUGCAGCCUCCCCCGGAUGUCAAGCUUUUUUGUCACACAGUGAUGGAUUCUCCUUCAGAGAAUCUUGAUCAACAGGCUUGUGCCCACCUUCACGGUAUUAGAUGAACGAGCCUUCUCCACACCCAGGUGUGUGUUCGUCAGCAGUUUCUGCAUAGACCUUCAAAGCAGAAAAUACCUGUCCCAUCCAAACGGCGUGUCUGUCUGUAGCCAAAAUAGAGCAUGAGAGUGAGCGUGAACCUCAGGGUACCCGGGCCCCUGAACGCCACGCCCCUCAGCCUUACCUGAGCGAGAAGCUUGAAACUAACAAGCGUUAAACACAUUUGACAGCUGACUUUACACGUAUGCGAUUCUAUGUAGAAAAAAAGUUUUAUUACUAAAUGAUUGCAACUAUUGGCUUUCUAUAUUUUGAAAGUAAUGAUACCGUCUUCAUUUUUUACUGCUGGUUUAAUACAAAAUACGCAGAGCUUGUUUGCCUCCCCUAAGUAGCGUCAGCUCCGAUGUUAGCGACACGGAUAUGGCUUUUCACGGGCAGACUCCAAGGAGACAGUUUCGCAGAGAGCACUGCACCACGUCCGUGUGGACAGGCAGGAGGAAGCAGAGCUGCCCUGCAUUGUCCUCCGUUGUUCUGGAAGGAAGCCUGCAGGCCCAAGUGGAAGCUGGUGGCCACGUGCAACUGUUUCCAAAUGUCAACAGGCACCUGGCCAGUUGACGUGGUGAUCCCGCCCUGGAUCUCCAUAUUCCUUGACGAGGCAGCUCUGGCUGGGACACGGGGUGGGACGUGCUGCCCCUCUCCUGAAGCAGACGCGUGCUUGGGGACAGCUAAGGACUGUCUAGUCCCUGCUAUGAGGACUUGGCUACUGUUGAGGGCAGUAUGGGCUGAAGGGCAUUGGCAACCUGCUGGCAUCUCCUGUGUCCUCCAUGGCAGAUUGUGACCAAAAAUGUGGGAAAGGAGGAAGGCUGUGGAUCACGAGGGUCAGCCUGAGGGCUGUGGAGAUGUGCCGGUUGGCACAGACCCGCUAAAGGCAGCUGUUCAUUCACAGCGCAUCAUCUUCCAUCGUCUCAUCCUUCAAUGAGGAGACCCUGAAGUACACUUUUGAAGUGUGGUUGCAAUGGCAAGAUUCAGAACAUACAGUCACCGGGUACAAGCAGCCAUCUUUCUCCCAGACUGAGGAUAGACUGGAGAGUCCAUCUUCACCGGCUGCUGGGAGUGUUAGCUUUCUUCCCAGGGCAGUGGAGACUGAAGGAGGAGUGUGGCCGUCCCCGCUGGUGUUUGCCUUGUAAAAUUAAUCAAAUGACAGGGUGGGGAAUCCAUUCAAUCCAGGCUAAAGGCAUAAUCUUUUAGCUCUAUUGGUGUUUGAAGUACAUUUAUAUCCAAAUGUUAAUAAACAUAAAUAUAUACUACUAAGUACCGACUUUUUUCACUUCAAAAUGUUUUCAAGGGAAGUUCACCGAUCAAAUUUGAUUAGUGAAAGAUUUCCUAAAAACUCUUACUUCAAAUAAACACAUUAAAUGUGUCGAAAUGUUUGGAAUUACAGUCAUCUGAGAAAGCAUAUCUCUUACAGAGCAUAUUUAGUUUUAAUUAAGGUAUCUCUGUGUAUCUACAUUGGGCUAAUUGCAUAGGUUCUGAGUCUCUGUGAUCUACUGGAGAAAGCUAUUGAUUACUUCUGCAGUAAACAGCAGUGCUAAUUAGCUUCACAUGACCAGAGAGGAAGCGGGUGGUAAUCAGCACUAACAAGGAUAGUCUUCGCUGAAGAAUGCGUAGAUGUGCAACUCAUAAAUUAAAUUAUGCAAGGCCUCAUCUAUCACCAACAAGAUCUCAUUUUUCUUCAGAGAUAGGAACAUAAACAUUAGAGUUCCUAAAUCCUCCAUUUGAAAAUAAACCGUUGAUUAAAUAAACGGGACAGAAGUUUAGCGACAGCGUGCUUGAGAGAUUCUUACCAACCAGCCGGCAAGUGUUUCCACCCUUUGCUGUGAUCUCAGUUCAACACGGUGUCCCCAAAACACCGUCACUUGCCCUUCUCCAGAGCAGGCAAGUGACUUAAAUUUCUUAAUUUCUAUCUGAUUUCCUCUUGCAGCUCCAAAAGACUCACUACUUCCUUUCCUUGGUCCCUACAUGAAAGGGACCAUCUGAUAAGGCCUGAGCCUCUCACAGAAAGCAUCUCAUGGUAGUUGGUUUGGACAAAACAGUAGCUUACGAUCCUGUAGACCAAGACACCUGGGUCAGGAUUGAACAUUCUCGACUUACGUCAGAGAACAAAGACGCUACCGCAGAUGGACCAGAAGCACAUUCAUUCCACUGUAACGUUGACUGUCUUUGACCACGUGCUUGAGUGUCUUUGUCAUGGAGCACAGGGAGGAAGACGAGCACAAGAAAGAGGGAGUUCAGGAGCCACCAGAAUACCUAUUUUUCCAUAUCUGAUUUUUUUAAACCUCCUAGUGGUAGAAAAAAUUAUAAAUUGUGUAUUACAUAGGUUAUUUUUCUUUAAGCCUAGCAAACUUUAUCCAAAGUGUGAAAGAGUGUGGUUUCUGUUCAUUUUUUUUUAAUAAUUGUUUUAUCCUGUAAUAAAAACAGUCUAAGAAGCUGUGUCUUGGAAUUC